Messenger RNA from Plasmodium gallinaceum, 999 nucleotides. RefSeq names its product PIR-like protein. The transcript is spliced from 2 exons. The record is from RefSeq and is a predicted model, not a curated record. NCBI's taxonomy places the organism in Eukaryota, Apicomplexa, Aconoidasida, Haemosporida, Plasmodiidae. Bases 1 to 999 code for a protein of 332 amino acids.
AUGCCCACCAUUAAAAAUGUAAGAACACUAAUGGAACAACAGCCAAGUCCAGGAAUGGUAAAAACUAGAGUUUCUAGGGAUGUUCAAAAUAAACUAGGUAGAUGGCUAGAAUUUAUUGAAGGAGAUUUAUUUGAUCAAAUAAAAAAAAUGCACGAAAAUUUUACAGUCGAAGGUAUAAAAGAUUUCAUUCAUUGGAUGCAUAAUAAAAGUAUGCACAUUACAACAACAUUAAAUACAUCUCCUGAUCUUAAAGAUAAGGCGUUUUUAAGAGAAGCUUUGGAAUCAUGGGAUAAAUUCACAUUAUCUAUUUUAGAUUCUUCAGUAGAAGCAUAUGUUAAUAACCACAUGUUAGGUAAUAAUGGUAGUAUAGGGGCUUUUCCAAAUACAUCUGUUGCAUUAUCAAAUAAUUCAUCAACUACAGGCGCUUCACUACCUACAACUCUUUCACCUACCAAUUCUUCUUCAUUUCCCGGAACUACUUUCUCUCAUGAUCUAGAAGCCACUUCUUCUGCAACUUCUGUAAGUUCAACAGAACACCAUGGUUCUAAUAACAUAACAAAUUCAACGGUAUCCAGUGAACAAAAUGUUAUCACUUUACCUGAUAUUUCACUUGAAACCGUAACUACACCGACAAGUAAUGUGCUUCCAUCGUUACCUGCAGAAUCUAGUGGUAUGUCUAGUGCUGUGUGCUCGACAUUUUUAUGUGGUCCAACAAUUGCCGCUUUUUCAGUUCCUCUUGUUCUUCUUGGAAGUGUACUAUGUUUUGUUCUCCUUUACAAGCAUACUCCUCUUGGAUCAUUACUUGGAAGAGAUAAUAAAAAGAAAGAAAAAGGAAAAAAACGAUUACGUGAAAUGCCAAAGCAUAAUAUAGAAAAUUCUUCAGAAACCUUAGAAGAAACAAAAGCAAAGAGGAGCAGAUUAGAUAGAUUUCUUCGAGCUUUUGGUUAUGAUAAAAACUUUCCUUAUAUAGAUGAAGAAACAGGUAAGGAAAACAUAUAA